This is a messenger RNA of Penicillium maclennaniae, 189 nucleotides long. RefSeq lists its product as uncharacterized. The transcript is spliced from 2 exons. NCBI's taxonomy places the organism in Eukaryota, Fungi, Ascomycota, Eurotiomycetes, Eurotiales, Aspergillaceae. Bases 1 to 189 code for a protein of 62 amino acids. The record is from RefSeq and is a predicted model, not a curated record.
AUGGUACACUGCUUGACCAAGAAUGGGUACAACGAGGCGAAAUGCCAGGCGCAGAUUGACGCACUUUACGAAUGCUGUAACGCCUUUUACCAGGAGCGAGGCGACCACGCGUCCGUUGUAAGCUGCCCGAAGGCGACACUGCUGCGGUUGAAGAUGAAGCAGCGUGCGGAGGCAGCGAGCCAGAAUUAG